CGCUUUUUUCUCACCGUAGCAAAACCCUCAAAAAACCUCUGGGUGGCAAAUUGCCAAAUAUAUCACGGAGAGUGUUGUAAAACGAAGAGGAAGAAGUUGCUGAACUCCAAUGGCGGCCAAGAACCAGCAGCACAGUAAACAGAAGAAGAGGAAACAAAUCCCGGGUCCUAAGCCUGACGGCAAUAGCUCCGGUUCUAAGAAACCCAAGCUCCUCCACUCGAAGCCCUCAAAUCAUCCCAGUAAGGAGUCGAAGAAACCUUUCAAACCUCACAAACACAAACAAUCCGAACCUGGGAAGGAGAAUAACGCUCCUAUGUCGAAGCGAGAGCGCCGUCUCCAUGCCAAGGAGCUUUCUGAGGCCAGGAAGAAGAAGAGGAAGCGUCAUUACAAUUUAGAACAAGAGCUUGCCCAUAUGUGGGAAAAAAUGAGGCGUCGUAAUAUUGCCAAAGCAGACCGAUCCAAAUUGAUAAGUGAAGCCCUUCAAAAGAUGAAGGGCAAGAUUUCUGAGAUUACAAGCUCCCAUGUUUCUUCUCGUGUUCUGCAGACUUGCGUUAAGUACUGUUCACAAGAUGAAAGGGAUGUCGUAUUAGAGGAGAUCCAGCCACAUCUUCUCACCCUUGCAUGUAACACUUAUGCAGUUCAUCUGGUGAAGCUAAUUCUCGAUCGUGCUUCAGAAAAACAACGGGGAGGAAUUAUUUCAUGUUUUCGUGGCCAUAUUUCUUCUCUUCUUCGUCACAUGGUUGGAUCUGUAGUUAUUGAGCAUGCUUACCAAUUGGGAAAUCCAACUCAAAAGCAAGAGCUUUUGAUGGAGCUAUAUUCUACAGAGCUUCAGUUGUUUAAGGACCUGGUCUCAAUGAAAGAGAGCAGGUUAGCAGAUAUAAUUUCAAAAUUAGAUCUCCAGAAAGGUUCUGUCCUACGGCACAUGAAUUCUGUGAUUCAGCCAAUUUUGGAGAAAGGAAUUGUUGAUCACUCUAUCAUACACAGGGUAUUAAUUGAAUUCUUAAGCAUAGCUGACAAGUCCUCUGCAGCAGAUUUAAUUCAACAGUUGUCUUCUCCACUACUUGUUAGAAUGAUCCAUACUAGGGAUGGAUCUAGGAUUGGUGUGCUCUGUGUCAAGCAUGGGAGUGCUAAGGAAAGAAAGAAAAUUAUAAAAGGAAUGAAGGGCCACAUAUCCAAAAUAGCUCGUGAUCAACAUGGAAGUAAGGUGCUCGUCUGCAUUGUUUCAAUUGUUGAUGAUACAAAGCUUGUAACAAAGGUUGUUAUUCAUGAGAUUCAAGAAAUUUUGGAGGAGCUUGCUUUUGAUAAGAAUGGAUGGCAUAUAUUGCUGCAGCUACUUCAUCCAAAUUGUUUGCGUUAUUACAGUCCUGAUGAGCUGGCAUCUCUUAAUUUCUCUAUACCCUCUCUUUGUGGCAAGAGUGAAUCAGAAGUGGAAUCUUCAAAAGUUAAUGGAUCUAGUGAGGAGGCUAAGAAUGACACGGGAAUGGCAGUGGCUGAGGCCAAUACAAGUUCUGAGCUGGGAGAUAGUCUUCAUGCAGUUGAGGGUGGAAAGAAGGAUCCUUCUAUCCGAAGGCAAGAGUUAUUAGUCAAGAGUGGGCUAGCUGAGAAGCUUGUUGAUGUAUGCAUUGGAAGUGCAGGGAAAUUACUUAGAUCAAAUUUUGGCAAAUAUGUCAUAUAUCAGGUGGCAAUAGGGGGUUCUGAUGGCAUUCUUCAUCAAACAUUGGAUGAAAAAAUAAAUAAAUUACGUAAGACCAUAGCCUUUCUUGUAGGUGAACCUAAAUCAAAAGAGGAGGAACAUCUCCUUGAAAAUUUCCAUUCGACUCGGACCCUUAGAAAACUAAUAUUGGAUUGCCCCACCUUCGCUUCCACCCUGUGGAAUACAGCACUGCAAGGAAAGUGUUCAACAUGGGUUCAAGGUCACAGUUCCAAGGUGAUUUCUGCAUUCUUAGAAUCUUCAGACUCUAAAGUUCGUGAACUUGCAAAAGAAGAGCUGCAGCCCUUCAUAGAUAAUGGUAAACUCAAAAUUGCUGAGACAAAACAGUCAAGUUGAUCACCAUGAGACAGUGACUAAGUUGACUCACAACAAGGGCAGUCUUAGUGAAGGGGACAACAGUGGCCUUUGAAUUUUCUAGUAAUUUAACAUAUAUAAAAAAUGCUAGGCAAUUAAAGUUAACAUUAAAUUUUAAUUAAUAGUUUAUGUUUUUUGCUUGGCUUUUGAAUAUAGUGAGAAUGUUUGGCUUUUGAAGAA
This is a messenger RNA of Ziziphus jujuba (common jujube), 2245 nucleotides long. Its product is annotated as pumilio homolog 24. The record is from RefSeq and is a predicted model, not a curated record. Gene Ontology annotation, biological process: regulation of translation. The transcript has 17 exons. Lineage: Eukaryota; Viridiplantae; Streptophyta; Magnoliopsida; Rosales; Rhamnaceae. Gene Ontology annotation, molecular function: mRNA binding. Gene Ontology annotation, cellular component: nucleolus. The coding region runs from base 110 to 2047 and encodes 645 amino acids.